This is a messenger RNA of Drosophila simulans, 721 nucleotides long. RefSeq lists its product as uncharacterized. The transcript has a single exon. The coding region runs from base 129 to 632 and encodes 167 amino acids. The record is from RefSeq and is a predicted model, not a curated record. Lineage: Eukaryota; Metazoa; Arthropoda; Insecta; Diptera; Drosophilidae.
AACAUAUACAUUCCACGAAAUCCUGAGUCCUGAGUCGCUUUGGUGGACAACUGAACUACGGAAGACGCCGAUUAAAAAGCACUAACACAGCACAAUUUUGUACAAGUUAGCAAGACAGUUGGUAGAAAAUGGGAAAGUCUUCUUCGUCGGUGCUCAAGCCCGUCAAGCGUCUCAAUAGAAAAGAACCUGUGUCCCCAAAACCAUCUGCCAUCCUAAAUAAAACUCCCACCAGGCGGAGCCCACGACUCAAUACUCCGGUGGCCGUUAGUCCAAGUCCAUUAAAAGUGGCGCGUCGAGCUCGCUCCUGUACGGCAUUUAAGAGUUUUUUAAACAAAUGCAGGAGAGAACAGCCUGGAAAGCUGCGCGCGGAGGUCGUCUCCAUUUGGCGCAAAAUGAGCGCCGAAGAGAAGAAAGCAUUUCAAAGAAUCAGCACAGUUCAAGUGCAAGAAACUCCUCCUAUACGCGUGCAUUUUCUGGAGGAGGAAGUUCCUGCACCCGUUUCCAAUGAUGAUAUACAUAUAGAGCCAAUGGAGUUGGAGCCAAUAGUCAGCACAGCGAGACCAGAGAGAAACACCUCUAUUUUUAGAUCUUUUUUAAACGCGAUUAAUAGGGCCUUGAAUAUAUUUUUCUAAAUACUUACUGUUUUCCAAAUUGCAUUUGUAUGCAGUCCAUUGUAUAAAUAUACGAAAUAAAUAUUUGAUUUUUAUCAAAUUGAUUCCAA